Messenger RNA from Cyprinus carpio (common carp), 911 nucleotides. Its product is annotated as tumor necrosis factor receptor superfamily member 14-like. Gene Ontology annotation, cellular component: external side of plasma membrane. Gene Ontology annotation, biological process: negative regulation of alpha-beta T cell proliferation; positive regulation of cytokine production involved in immune response; defense response to Gram-positive bacterium. The transcript has 9 exons. Gene Ontology annotation, molecular function: protein binding. Lineage: Eukaryota; Metazoa; Chordata; Actinopteri; Cypriniformes; Cyprinidae. Bases 72 to 911 code for a protein of 279 amino acids. The record is from RefSeq and is a predicted model, not a curated record.
AAAAAAAAAAAACACUCCAUUUUGCUAAAAUCGGCUGUUCAAAAUGGAGGUUUAAAACAACAAGGAUAAAGAUGGUGUGGUUUUUACAAGCCGUACGACAUGAGAUAUUUCUUUUCGGUCUUUGUACACUGUUCCCAUUCGGAAAAGCUUGUGGCCCGAGUGAAUAUAAAUCAGCAGCUGGAGAAUGUUGCCCCAUGUGCAAUAUUGGAUCAAUAGUUCUCAGGGACUGUAGUGGGGACUUAAGUACCACAUGCAAACCCUGCACUCCAGGAACAUUCAUUAGUGAACCUAAUGGCCUUCCUAAAUGUUUCACAUGCAGAAACUGUGAUGAAAGUCAAGGUCUUUACAUCCAGCGUAAAUGCACUACAAUACAAGACACCAUCUGUGCUGUACUUGAUGGAUAUUACUGCAUUGAUUUCUCAAAUUUACAGUGCAGUCAUGCUCAAAAACACAGUGUUUGCAAACCAGGACAAGAAACAAAAACACCUGGAACCAAGACAUCAGAUACAGUAUGUGCGGACUGCCCUCAUGGGUUUUAUUCUCCAUCAGGUCUGAACUGCACCAAAUGGACAGAUUGUUCAUCUAGGAAUGAAAGAGAGACAGAAAAUGGCAGCUCUGUUAAAGAUGUCACAUGCAUACCGAAAAGACGGGAAAGAUAUGGUCUCAUUUUUGCAAUAGUUUUAACACCAUUAUUCUACAUAAUUCUAUACCUUGCCCCACAGAGCACAAGUUGUAAACUUAAACAUCCUGUUGAAGAAACAAAUCCAGCAAUUACAACUCAACCCGAAAAGCAACACACCGAGUGUGAUGUUGCUUUCUUCUCCGUCUGCUGUGACCUUGACGUGGUGGAGAAGCUUGAGUUCCUCAGUACCUUGAGAACUGUGAGAGCAGGUUCAACCACACCAGUGUAA